Messenger RNA from Macrobrachium nipponense, 487 nucleotides. RefSeq lists its product as uncharacterized. Lineage: Eukaryota; Metazoa; Arthropoda; Malacostraca; Decapoda; Palaemonidae. Bases 1 to 405 code for a protein of 134 amino acids. The record is from RefSeq and is a predicted model, not a curated record. The transcript is spliced from 3 exons.
AUGUGCGCUGCAGCCUGUACUUCUGCUAGUGGGUGCCUGGGAUUCAACUGGAUGGCCAUGGUUACGACAAAAUGCCAACUUCUCUCAAGCCUCCGAGUGGUUGUAGCAGACGCUUCCUGCGCUCUUUAUGUACCAGAAGUGUUUGCGAGGACGGCCAUCAAACUUGAGUUCAGUUGUCCAACCUGCAUGGGAAGCGCGCCCUUCGCUGGAGAAUUUUGGCAGCACUCUUGUGACAAUGGCGUGAUAGCAGGGCUUGCCUCCGUCACCUCUUUUCCAGAUCUUGAUUACAUGCUGUGUAUUCAGUACCAAGGACUGCUAAUGAUCACAAAUAAUGGCUUUACCUGUUUAGACGAUACACGAGGCUGCAAUACAAUAACAGCUUUUCCUGUAAGUACAAAAUUCUGAAAUCUUUUUUCGAUAUGAUUCACAGGAUACUCUAGCUUUGGAUCAGUUUGCACAAACAAAACACUGCCAGUCUCUCUCUCUC